This is a messenger RNA of Prunus dulcis (almond), 1819 nucleotides long. Its product is annotated as ankyrin repeat-containing protein At5g02620-like. The record is from RefSeq and is a predicted model, not a curated record. The coding region runs from base 23 to 1819 and encodes 598 amino acids. The transcript is spliced from 3 exons. Gene Ontology annotation, molecular function: protein phosphatase regulator activity; protein phosphatase 1 binding. NCBI's taxonomy places the organism in Eukaryota, Viridiplantae, Streptophyta, Magnoliopsida, Rosales, Rosaceae. Gene Ontology annotation, cellular component: plasma membrane.
AAGUUUCAGAGAGUUCAAAGCCAUGGAUCGUUUGGUAUAUGAGGCGGCAACAUCCGGCGAUGUGGGUUUGUUCAGAAGGAUUAAAGAUGGUGAUGAAUUACCAGAUGUUCUUUAUAAGAAAACACCCAAAGACAACAAUGUUCUUCACAUUGCAGCUGAAUUCAAGCAAAUAAAAUUCUUCAAUGACAUCCCACUUGAAUAUGGAUCUUCACUGUUUUGGGCCACCAACAAGAAGGGUGACACUCCACUGCACGUUGCUGCCAAAGUAGGAUGUGUUGAAGUAGUUGAGUUCCUCAUUGAACAUGCAAGGAAAUCGCUUCAUCACAUGGAAAGAGGUGACGAGGAGAGAGGACCAGCUGAUGGUGAAUCUCAAAACAAGUUACUCCAAGUGAAAAACUCGGAUAACGACACAACGUUGCAUCUUGCUGUUCGAUACAAUCACGAUGAAGUUGCGAUUCGGUUAAUGGAAGCCGAUCCUCAAUUGUGUUGUUUCACUAAUAAGGCAAAUGAGUCGCCCUUGUUCCUAGCUGUUAGAAAAGGCACUCCAAGCAUUGUUCAUUGUAUUUUGAAGGCGUACGAGUCUGGCGUUUCUCCUUCUUUUCAGGGGACAAACGGAUUGACAGCUUUGCAUGCCGCAGUGACUCAGGAACAACUCAAAGACAAAGACGUUGUGGAGAUUCUGGUGUCCAAAAAUCGAGACCUAAUCAAAGAAGUUGAUGCUAUUGGAUGGACUCCCUUGCACUACGCAGCAUUCACAGGGAACGUUGAAGCUACUCAACUACUGAUGGAAUCUGAUAGUUCUGCUUCUUAUAUCAUGGACUUAUCAUCGAAAAUGUCAGCUCUCCAUGUUGCAGCCUAUGCAGGCCACACCAAAGUCAUGGAAGAGUUAAUUCGAUAUCAACCUGAUACUUGCGAUUUGGUUAAUUCAAAGGGCCAAACGGUUCUUCAUUCUGCAAUUUUAGGUGGACAAGGCAAGGUGGUUAACUACAUAUUAAGGACGCCUAAACUUACGGGACUUAUUAAUGAAGCUGAUGAAGACGGAAACACUCCUUUGCAUAUCGCUGUUAAGUACAAGAAAGUAGAAAUUAUCUCCAUUUUGACGGCCGACCAUAGAGUAGUGGACAAGGCUGCUGUCAAUAAAAAGGUCUCAAAAGCCAUUGAUAUUUUUCUUGGUCAAAAUAGUGAAGAACAGGGAACUAUUGACAGUACGGUUUUGCACCAGUUCGGGUCCUGCGUGGGUGAUCCAUUUCUCCAACAAAAAAUCAGCAAUGAUUUCAACAAACCGGACACAUCGGCCAUUGAACACGAGAGGCAAAAGUCGCUAUCUAAUUUCAAUCUAGUGGUGACAACGCUUAUCGGAACCGUCACUUUUACAGCAGCUAUAACCCCUCCAGGUGGAUUUAAAAGCGACGGAAAGCUGGUUCUAUCGGACGAUCCAUUUUUCCAAGUAUUUCAGAUUUUCAACUUCGGAUCCUUCAUGAUCGCAAUGCUUGCGAUCUGUAACGAAUCAACUCUAGUACGUUUAAUGCCAAUCCAAAUAACCACACCUGCAGUUCUCGUUCAGUAUUCCAUCGGAUCGUUGCUGGUAGCAUUUGGGUCGGCCACGAUGGCAGUGACGCCCAAACACCAAAGAAAAGCUCCACCUAAAAACCCCAUUGCUUUUAUUCUGUCUAUAAUUGGUAUGUUGGGGUUGCUACUUGUUCUGAUCGCAGCGUAUAUGACUAUAAUUCAAAAAUUGAGGGAGAAAUACAUGGCACAUCGUUCUUUAAGUGAUUUAUGGAGAAAUACAUGGAAGAUGUUUAUCUUAAAAAUUACUUAA